Molecule: messenger RNA, 3564 nt
Organism: Macroventuria anomochaeta
Lineage: Eukaryota; Fungi; Ascomycota; Dothideomycetes; Pleosporales; Didymellaceae
Product: alpha/beta-hydrolase
Exons: 6
Coding region: 1-3564 (1187 amino acids)
Biological process (GO): double-strand break repair via single-strand annealing; double-strand break repair via homologous recombination; proteolysis
Cellular component (GO): nucleus
Molecular function (GO): serine-type carboxypeptidase activity
Source: RefSeq, a predicted model, not a curated record
AUGCUGCCAGGCAGCACAGCACAGGCAAAGACACAGGCGGAUUACUACAUACAUGAGCUCCCUGGCGCGCCGCAGCCACUGCUGAAGAUGCAUGCUGGGCACAUCGAAGUCGAUGCAGCGCACAAUGGCAACCUCUUCUUCUGGCACUACCAGAACCGCCACAUCGCCAACAAGCAGCGCACCGUACUAUGGCUCAAUGGCGGGCCCGGCUGCUCCUCGAUGGACGGCGCCAUGAUGGAGGUUGGCCCCUACAGAGUGACAGAAGAUGGAAACCUGAAAUACAAUAACGGGUCUUGGGACGAGUUCGCCAACCUGCUCUUUGUGGACCAGCCUGUGGGCACUGGCUUCAGCUACGUGAACACAGACAGCUACUUGAGCGAGCUGGAUCAAAUGGCAGAGCACAUGAUCAUCUUCCUGGAGAAGUGGUUCGCGCUGUUCCCGGAGUACGAGCACGACGAUUUCUACAUUGCAGGCGAAUCUUACGCAGGGCAACACAUCCCGCACAUCGCGCGCGCAAUCCUCAAACGAAACAGGAGCCAGGGCAACCGACCAUGGCCGCUCAAGGGCUUGCUCAUCGGUAACGGUUGGAUCUCGCCUGUCGACCAGUAUCUCGCAUACCUCCCUUUCGCAUACCAGAGCGGUCUGAUAGAGGCAGGGUCCGAGUCAGCGAGGCGGGUUGAGCAGCAGCAGUCUGUAUGUGUCAAGGCCCUCGAUGAUCAAGGCAAAGACCGUGUCGACACACCAGUCUGCGAGGCUAUCAUGACUACUAUUCUGGAGGAGACAAAGGACAAGACAGCCGACCGCAUGGAACAAUGCGUCAACAUGUACGACAUCCGUCUGCGAGACGACUCUUCCUGUGGUAUGAACUGGCCCCCGGAUCUCAAGCAGGUCACACCCUACCUCCGCCGCCAAGACGUCAUCAACGCUCUCCACAUCAACCCAGACAAGAAGACCGGAUGGCAAGAAUGCAACGGAGCGGUUACUGGCCACUUCCGCGCCAAAAACAGCGAGCCUUCGAUUAGGUUCCUUCCUGAGUUGCUGACUGAGGUGCCCAUUGUCCUCUUCUCUGGCGACAAGGAUAUGAUCUGCAACCACGUCGGUACGGAAGCCAUGAUUGACAAGAUGACCUGGAACGGCGGCAAGGGCUUCGAACUCUCCCCCGGUGUUGUCGCCUCGAAGCAAGAUUGGGCAUUCGAGGGCGAGCCAGCUGGCACCUACCAAGAAGCACGCAACCUGACUUACGUUGUCUUCUAUAACGCUAGCCACAUGGUGCCAUUCGACUACCCGAGGCGAACCCGCGACAUGCUUGAUCGAUUCUUGGGCGUCGAUAUUGGCGAGAUUGGUGGAGACCCCGCCGACAGCGUCAUCGACGGCGAGAAGGGCCCCUUGACCAGCGUGGGUGGUCAUCCCAACUCUACCAAGGCUGAGGAAGAUAAGGCACAGCAACUGAAGGAAGCUGAGUGGAAGGCUUACUACCGCUCUGGUGAAGUUGCGCUUGUUGUCGUCAUCGUUGUUGCUAUUCUGUGGGGCACCUUCCUCUGGCGCAGUCGACGCCGUAGCAAUGGCUACCAGGGAGCGGACGGAGACGAAGGUCGGGAGUCUCUCCUCACUGGCAUGGGCCUUGACAACUUCAGACGCAAGGAGCGAAGAGCAGACCUGGAGGCUGCAGACUUCGACGAGCGAGAGCUGGACGUUCUGCAGGACGUGCCGAAGAAGGCAUCUAAUGGGUACUCAGAUAAGACACGGGGACCGCAGAAUGAUUCCACGUUCAGCUUGGGUAUGGACAGUGACGAUGAGGCGGGCGGCAGCGAGCAAGGCGACCAAUACAGCGGCGGCAACGUCAAGAACCCAUUCGAGGAACGCGUCGUUCCUAACUUCACCGCACAAGAAAUCGCAACAUUACAGAGCCGGCUAAACAAACAACUCGGACCUGAGUACAUAUCGCAAAGACCCGGUCAGGGUGGCGGUCGAGUCGCAUAUUUGGAGGGGAACAAGGCCAUAGCUCUUGCAAACGAGGUGUUCGGGUUUAACGGCUGGUCAAGUUCCCUGGGCCAGGUCCAGAUAGAUUAUGUCGACGAGCACCAGAAUGGCAAAGUCAGCCUUGGCCUAUCGAUUGUAGUGAGGAUCACGCUGAGAGACGGCACCUACCACGAGGACAUCGGCUACGGAUCCAUAGAGAACGGCAAGGGCAAAGCGGCAUCAUUCGAGAAAGCGAAGAAAGAAGCAGCAACAGACGGCCUGAAGCGUUCACUACGCACAUUCGGCAAUGUUCUUGGAAAUUGUCUAUACGACAAGGAGUAUUUAAAGAAGGUCCAGGCCAUGAAGGUCAAGCCGAUCAAAUUCGAAGAAGGCAAUCUCUAUCGACAUCCGGACUUUGCACCACCGCCUCAGGGAGAGCAAGCACUCGUCAAGCCAGAGCCACACAAGACGCCUAGUAGGCCCAAUCAGAUUUUGAGGACACGAACAGACCAUCUUAAAAACUCGACUACUGCGGAGUCUGCAGACUUCGAUGAUGAAUUUGACGGAAAUCUAUUCGAUGGCGUCGAAGUCUCUGAGGAUCACGGCGAAACCAUGUUCGACUCAGCAUCUUCAGACACUGUAGUUGCACGAGCAAUCAAAGCACCGAGACCGGGCAACGGCACCAACGGCACAAAUUCUGGUCGUAACACACCUGGCCUCAACAACGGCGCCCCUCAAUCUCACCCACAAAAACAGUCGGCGCCAGUAGGACGUGGACAAGGUCCGCCGCCUCAGCAAUAUCACCCAAACCAGGGACCUGGGCGGCCGCAAGCUAAUGGACUAAAUCAGCGUGGUCCUCAAACACCUCAGCAACCUCGUCCUGAUCAGGCCCGACGUAUGGCGCCACCAACUACUGACAUUCAUAAGGCACCUGGUCCACAGCAACCAAAUGGUCAACAGCCUCAGCAGCAAACGCUUCGACCGACAUCUUUACAAGCCCAACAAGCUAAUCAGCCACGACCUGGGCCACAAGCUCCAGGCAAUGCGGCUCCACCGAACAACGCUCCUAACCCUAAUGUUCGGCCACCUGUAGGUUUCGUAACUUCUCGUGCCGCUGAACAAAUCCAAAACGCCGAAUCCGCCGCCCCCCUAAACUCCCUCGCCUUCAACCCGCACGUCGAAUCCCCUGUCCCCAAAGAAAAGCGCACACCCGGACUCGACCACACUCGCAGCGUCCCCGUCAAACGCAAAGACGAGAGCAACGCACCGGUUCCUCAACCGCAAGGCUUAGGCCGCCCAGCAAACAGCGGUGCAGCUAGCUUGAACCGCCCCAGCAACUUCGUCAACCUACACCAGGACGCCAACAGACGGAUUGGUAUGCCCGGAGGUCCUAAUUAUGCCAUGAGUCCUAGUGCGAAUCGUGGCGCGUAUAAGCCCCCGACAUUUGCGAAUCCGGCGGCGCCGAAUGCGCUGAAGAGGGAGAGGGUUGCGCUGCAGGAUGUGAGUAAUGCGGGUGUUAACGGUGUGGCUGCGGAGGGAGGCGAUGCGAAGAGGCAGAGAGUCGAAGUCCCGGAGGCGGAAAAUGCUGGCGUUACUACUUCCUAG